Molecule: messenger RNA, 1065 nt
Organism: Sorghum bicolor (sorghum)
Lineage: Eukaryota; Viridiplantae; Streptophyta; Magnoliopsida; Poales; Poaceae
Product: vegetative cell wall protein gp1
Exons: 2
Coding region: 394-729 (111 amino acids)
Source: RefSeq, a predicted model, not a curated record
GCACUUCAGCUGAACACCUCCACCAGGGCAUCAAGCAUUAGCUCGCUAGCGUGAAUUCUGACCCUGUUCAGCAUUCAGGUCCAUGGACGUCAAUCGUGAUCGUCGCUGUCAGUUAACAUUGUCCAAGGUCCCAGCCCUUUCAGCAGCAGGAAGAGCUUUCAUUAGUCAUGAACGGAUGAGAGGGUAAAGGAAGAGGAGUGGCACCAGCGCCACUGACGGCCCUCGGAUCGGCAUCGGACGGCUACAAAAUAGUCCCCGUCGGCUUUCGCGUCUCCAGACUAUUUAGCCAUUGAUACGCCGGAUUAACGACGUCAUCUUCAUCUCCAUGCUGGUACAGCCUCAUCCCCAGUCCCCACUGUCCACUGACGAAAGCUUUGGACGAUUGAAGCGAAGAUGCCGCCAGCUCUGCGGCGAAUAAUCCUGCUGGCCGCGGCGGUGCUGCUGCUGUGGUCGGCCGCCUGCGUCGCGGGCGACGACGACUCGACAUUCUUGCCGCCGUCGCCGCCGGGGACCGCGUCGCCGUUCCCGUUCUGCCCAGCGCGGCCGGCUGGGGUCUCCACGGGGCCGUUCCCCUGGUCGCCGCCGCAGCCGCCGCCGCAGUCGCCGCCGUCGCUGUCGUCGCCGGUGGCGGUGUUCCCGCAGGAUCCGGGGUUCUUGCCGUCGGGGGCCGGCGCGGUGGCAUGGCUGCCGCUGCUCGCUGUGUUCCCUGCUUUCUUGGUGCUUUUUUAGUGACUCGCUCACAGUUGCUUGCUGGUUGCUGCUGCUGGAGUCUGGAUGUAUCCGUAGUUGUUUAGUUCAGAACGCAUCUAUUUCAUACAUGUAGCUCUGGAAAAUCUAGCAAAGAGGGGCCUUUCUCUUCUUUUCCUUUUCGUUUGCCUUUGCAGCAGCUGUGUUUGUUUCUUUUCUUAAAUCUUUUCGAGAAAGUAGCUAGCUCUGCUUGUUUCUUCACAAGAGAAGGAAUAUCUUCGUGUAUAACCGUAGCUUCAUUCAUGUAAUUCAGGCUUCAGCAGAUACAGCUUGAAUGAAUAAAAGAAAUCGCAUUGGCGUUACAGGUUCUGAAAUUCA